AUGCUUCGUCAAAAGUUGGUGGGAAACUUUCCCUUCACGACCAUUGACCCUCAACGAGCGAUCGGCUACCUACAAAUCGACUGCGCAUGCGCAAGACACGGCGUCUCCGACCGAUGUAAACCCAACUAUGGAUCGUGUGUGGGCGGACGCCGGUCCGUACCCAUAGAACUUUUAGAUGUGGCUGGACUCGUACCCGGCGCACAUGAGGGCAAGGGGUUGGGCAACAAGUUCCUUGACGACCUGCGCCAUGCGGAUGCGCUCAUUCAUGUCGUCGACGCAUCGGGAACCACAGAUGCGGAAGGGAAAGUAACACGGGGGUACGACCCUUCAGUUGACAUCGCCUGGCUGAGGUCCGAGAUAGUGGCUUGGAUCAAGGGCAACCUGUGGGAGCGCUGGGGAUCCAUCAAGCGGCGGCAUGUGGCCGUCAAGGCGACGGCGGUCGAGACGCUGCAGGCGCAAUUCUCCGGAUACGGAUCGACAAGCAGACUGGUGGCGCGCACACUGGACAAACUGGCCCUCAAGGAGCCACUAGAGCAUUGGAGCGAGGAGACGGUCGACCGCGUGGUCAACGCCUUUACAGAUGAGAAGUUCCCGACGGUGAUUGCGCUCAACAAGAUCGACCACCCAGACGCCGACAAGAACAUCGCCAAGAUCGCCAAGAUGCAAGACCCGAAUAGCAUCGUCCUGUGCUCCGCCAUCUCAGAGAUCUUCCUGCGAAAACUCGCAAAACAAGGGUAUAUACGGUAUACAGAGGGCAGCGAGUUUGUGGACACGAGGGAAGACCUAAUAGCAGAUGGUGAUCCUGACGGCGGCGGGCUGAAAGAGCUGGAUGAUAAGAACAAGACAAGGAUAGAGAACCUCAAGGAUAUGGUGCUGUACCGGUUUGGCUCUACAGGUGUCGUGCAAGUCUUGUCAAAGGCUGCCGACAUCCUCGGUCUGGUCCCUGUGUUUCCUGUGAGGAACACGUCAACGUUUACUUCAGGCCAAGCAGACUCCAAGGUUGUAUUCAGGGAUUGCGUGCUUGUCAAGAAGAAUAGCACAGUUGCAGACGUUGCGAAGAAGGUUAUGGGAGAUGCGCCAAUAGCAUAUAUAGAAGGAGUUGGCGGUAUGAGAGUCGCAGAGGAUGACCCGGUCGGAGUGGGCAAGAACGAUAUUUUGUCCUUUAAGGUUGGAAGAGCCUGA
Phaeoacremonium minimum UCRPA7 is the source of this 1182-nucleotide messenger RNA. RefSeq names its product putative gtp-binding protein. Gene Ontology annotation, cellular component: cytoplasm. The transcript is spliced from 4 exons. The coding region runs from base 1 to 1182 and encodes 393 amino acids. The record is from RefSeq and is a predicted model, not a curated record. Lineage: Eukaryota; Fungi; Ascomycota; Sordariomycetes; Togniniales; Togniniaceae. Gene Ontology annotation, molecular function: GTP binding; ATP hydrolysis activity.